AUGGGUCCGCUUGUCGAUCACCUUGGCGUUCCGGCGGGGGGGUUAAAGUAUGCUGGGAAAAGCUGCCGAGAAAAGCCCGGACCUCGCGAAGAUGGGAGGGUAAUACGCGUCAACUCCGGGUCACACUACAAUGACGCAUGCUGUUUUGACUACGAUAACGCAGAAACUAAUGGCCACGAUACCCGUAACGGCCACAUGGAGGCUAUUUAUCAUGGAAAUUGCGACGUCUGGGGAACUUGUAGUGGCAGUGGUCCUUGGGUUACGGCCGACCUUGAAAAUGGACUAUUACCCGGCGAAAAUACUGGCGAAAAUUCAGCGGACCCAUCGAUAUACUACCGCUUUGUCACUACGAUGCUUAAGGGCGAGUCGAGCCAGUGGGCGAUCCGGGGUGCAAACACUGUUUCUGACUCGCUCAUGACAUAUUGUGAUGGAGAGUGGCCGGACGCGGAUGGCUACAACCCUAUGAGUAAAGAGGGUGCUCUGAUUUUGGGCAUUGGCGGUGACAACAGCAAUGGUGCACAGGGGACAUUCUACAAGGGCGUGAUAACCUCUGGAUAUCCGGAUAAUGAUACAGAAGACAAAGUGCAAGCUGAUAUAGUCGAUGCUGGAUACGCAACUACAUCGCUGACUAGCGGCCCGGAGUUGGCCAUAGAUGAAUCAAUCUCGCUACCGGUCACAACUAUGAUUGCUUCUGUCGACACUCCUGGUAGCUAUAUUUGGCACUCUGGCUUUGAGCUUUACCUGGGUGCGCUGGAAGAUACGCAGCUAUUCUAUGAGGACGCCACCUUUUGUCCACUGACUGCACUUAGCGGCUCGGGCAACUCUAUUCGAUCCUGGAGCUAUCCCACUCGCUAUAUUCGUCACUACAACAUCCUGGGCUACAUCGCGAGCAACGGUGGUGUUCACACGUUUGAAUCUGCUUCAUCUUUCAAUGCUGAUGCGAGCUGGCUGAUUACAAGUGGCUUCGCUUCUUGA
Molecule: messenger RNA, 975 nt
Organism: Penicillium waksmanii
Lineage: Eukaryota; Fungi; Ascomycota; Eurotiomycetes; Eurotiales; Aspergillaceae
Exons: 2
Coding region: 1-975 (324 amino acids)
Biological process (GO): L-arabinose metabolic process; arabinan metabolic process; pectin catabolic process
Molecular function (GO): alpha-L-arabinofuranosidase activity
Source: RefSeq, a predicted model, not a curated record